AUGGAAACCCUAACAGUAGAAGCCAUGAUAACCUACGUGAGCAUAGCCAUCCCUGUUGCCGUGUUCUUGCUAAACUCAGAUCGUGUUCAGAAGGCCAUUGAGAUAUUCAGCGAAUGCUUGAUUUUGUUAAAUAGCACCAACCAGAACAGCGAAGACCAAUUUAUUUCACUUCGUUACAGCACCAUCUAUAAACUUCUCUUUUGCGCUAAUCUUCGUAUCUCUGACUUCAUAAAUGAAGAAAGAUACGGCAGGAAACUACUUGUCCUAUACAACGAGUCUGGCGCUUUAGUAGAAGAAGGAGAUAUUAGCAUGGCUCUGGCAGUGAUAGUUGAGAGUCAAAACAGGUUUACAGAAGCCAAACAACUUUACGAAAAAGCAGUAAUUAUAAAGAGACAAACUGGUGAAAGAAUCGGAGAAGCAAACGGCUGUGAAAGCCUCGGAAUUAUCUUCUAUAAACUUGGCGAAAGCGUAAGAGCGAAAAAGUAUAUUGAGAAAGCCCUUGCCAUAAGAACCAAAAUUGGUGACAAAAAAGGAGAAGCAUUCUGUUACGGAAACCUAGGAGCGUUGCUUCAGCCGCUCGGGGAAUACAACAAGGCUAUCGAGUAUCUCGAUAAAGCACUUGUCAUCCAUACUGAAAUUGGCGAAAGAGAAGGAGAGGCAGCCGACUACGGAAACCUAGGUACUGUGUUUCACUCGCUCGGGAAAUACGGAAAGGCUAAAAAGUACCUUGAAAAAGCACUGGUCAUCAGAACUCAAAUUGGCGACAGAGAAGGAGAGGCAGCAGCUUACGGAGACCUAUGUUCUGUGUUUCAGUCGCUCGGGCAAUACGUCAAGGCUAAAGAUUAUCUCGAAAAAGCGCUUGUCAUCAGAACUGACCUUGGCGACAAAAGAGGAGAAGCCUCAAGCUACGGAAACCUAGGAACUGUGUUUCACUCGCUCAGAAAACACGAGAAGGCUAAAGAGUAUUACGAAAAAGCGCUUGUCAUCACAACUGAAAUUGGUGAUAGAAGAGGAGAAGCCUCAAGUUACGGAAACCUAGGUACUGUUUUUCAGUCGCUCGGGAAUUACGUGAAGGCUAAAGAGUAUCACGAAAAAGCGCUUGUCAUCAGAACCGAAAUUGGCGAUAAAGUAGGAGAGGCAACCAACUACGGAAACUUAGGCAUUGUCUUUCAGUCGCUCGGGAAAUACGACAAAGCUAAAGAGUAUCUCGAAAAAGAACUUGUCAUCACAACUGAAAUUGGCGACAGAAGAGGAGAAGCAUUCUGUUACGGAAGUCUAGGUACUGUGUUUCAGUCGCUCGGAAAGUACGAAAAGGCUGAAGAGUAUUACGAAAAAGCGCUCGUCAUCGCAACUGAAAUUGGCGACAGAGAAGGAGAGGCAGCCAACUACGGAAACCUAGGUACUGUGCUUCAGUCGCUCGGAAAAUACGACAAGGCGAAAGAGUAUUACGAAAAAGCGCUUGCCAUCAAAACUGAAAUUGGCGACACAGAAGGUGCGGCAACCGACCACGGAAACCUAGGUACUGUGUUGCAGUUGCUCGGAAAAUACGACAAGGCUAAAGAGUAUUAUGAAAAAGCGCUUGUCGUACACACUGAAACUGGCGACAGAAAAGGAGAUGCAACCGACUACGGAAACCUAGGUACUGUGUUUCAGUUGCUCGGAAAAUACGGAAAGGCUAAAGAGUAUCUUGAAAAAGCACUUGUCAUCAAAACUGAAAUUGGCGACAGAGGAGGAGAGGCAGUAGCUUACGUAAAUCUAGGUAAUGUGUUAAAUUCGCUCGGGAAAUACGAGAAGGCUAAAGAGUGUCUCGAAAAAGCGCUUCUCAUCACAACUGAAAUUGGCGACAGAAGAGGAGAAGCCUCAAGUUACGGAAACCUAGGUACUGUGUUUCAGUCGCUCGGAAAAUAUGAAAAGGCUAAAGAGUAUCACGAAAAAGCGCUUGUCAUUAGAACUGAAAUUGGUGACAAAAGAGGAGAAGCCUCAAGUUACGAAAACCUAAGUACUUCGCUCGGGAAGUACGACAAGGCUAAAGAGUAUUACGAAAAAGCGCUCGUCAUCAGAACUGAAAUUGGCAACAGAAAAGGAGAGGCAGCCGACUACGGAACCCUAGGUGAUGUGUUUCAGUCGCUCGGGAAAUACGACAAAGCUAAAGAGUAUUACGAAAAAGCGCUUGUCAUUAAAAUUGAAAUUGGUGACAGAAAUGGAGAGGCAGCAGUCUACGGAAGCCUAGGUAACUUGUUUAAGUCGCUCGGGAUAUACGACAAGGCUAAAGAGUAUUACGAAAAAGCGCUCGUCAUCAGAACUGAAAUCGGCGACAGAAAAGGAGAAGCGUCAAGUUACGGAAACCUAGGUAAUGUAUCUAAGUCGCUCGGAAAAUACGAGAAGGCUGAAGUGUAUUACAAAAAAGCGCUUGUUAUUAAAACUGAAAUUGGUGAUAAAGAAGGGGAAGCAGCAGAUCUUGCAAACCUUGGAGAUGCGUAUUUAAUUCAUGGAGAUUAUGAAGUUUCUGAAGUAUGCUUGCAGAGAGCAUUACUUAUAUCCAGAGAUAUUGGAGAUAGAAAGAAAGAGUUUGAGAUCCUUGCAAAUUACGCCGUUUUGUUUUUAUUUCAAAACAAAAUCGAAGGCGCUCUUUUAUGUCUUCAUCUAUGCAUUGUAAAGUAUGAGGAUUUGAGAUAUUUCUUGGGCGUCAAUGAUGAGUUCAAAACAUCAUUUCUGGAAGACUCAGGAAUUUUUCCCUACAAGCUGCUAAGUAGUUUACUUUGUGUCACCGGAAAUGUUCGCGAAGCUCUUUAUGUUGAGGAGUUAAGUCGAGCGAGAGGCCUAUCAGACUUAAUGGCAGAGAAGUACUUGGUUGAAAUGCACAUCUCUUCUAAUCCACAAUCUUGUCUUGGUAUUUUACCCAUUGAAGAUUGUGAAGAUCGGUCUUUAAAUAUGCUUGAAUCACAACGAAUUCUCCCUGAGAAAAAGAGCUCAGCAAGGGUGCGACUGGUGGAGGAGGACGAGGAAGUUAAAUCAAGUCUAUCUCUGUGUUACUUAAUUUUUAUUGCCCCAGUUUAUGAUUUGCUCGAGGAGCCUGAAGUCAUGAUUGUUCCUGACCGCACUUUGUACAAAGUUCCCUUUGCUGCCUUGAGUGAAAAGGAGGGAGCCAAAUACCUCUCGGAGACGCAUAUCAUCCGGGUCAUUCCUUCUUUGAUGACACUCAAGAUCACUCAAGACAGUCCAGAGGACUAUCACAGCAACACUGGUGCCUUGAUAAUAGGCAAUCCCAAGGUUGAUUGGCUGCUGCCAUUACCAGGUGCUAGAAAGGAAGCGGAGAUGGUCGGACGACUUGUGGGCGUUCCGCCCCUGGUAGAAGAGAAAGCAACGAAGCAGGUCGUACUUGAAAGGAUAAGCUCAGUGAGCCUGAUACAUUUUGCUGCCCAUGGUAACGCUGAAAGAGGAGAAAUUGCCCUCUCCCCCACUCCCACUCCCAACAGUCCAAACACUAUCCCACCAAAGGAAGCUUAUAUGUUGACGAUGGCUGAUGUCUCACGAGUGAAAGUCAGAGCUAAACUGGUGGUACUUAGCUGCUGUCACAGUGGAAGUGGACAGAUAACAGCCGAGGGAGUUAUAGGAAUUGCCCGUGCGUUCUUAGGAUCUGGUGCUCGCUCGGUGUUGGUAGCACUUUGGGCCAUUCCAGACUCAGCUACACAGCAGCUGAUGAGUCGAUUCUACGAACACCUUGUUGAUGGAAAAAGUGCCAGUGAAUCUCUUCAUCAUGCCAUGAAGUGGAUGAGAAAUAACGGCUUUACCAAAGUGUCUGAGUGGGCUUCGUUUACGCUGAUUGGAGAUGAUGUGAGGCUCGAUUUUGGCAGGCAGAGGUAA
Messenger RNA from Stylophora pistillata, 3864 nucleotides. RefSeq lists its product as uncharacterized. The record is from RefSeq and is a predicted model, not a curated record. Gene Ontology annotation, molecular function: protein binding. Lineage: Eukaryota; Metazoa; Cnidaria; Anthozoa; Scleractinia; Pocilloporidae.